UUCAGUGAGCAGCACUUCGGGGACAUCAUAUUACAGUACGACUUUAGUAUUUCCGUCAGCACUGGUAACUCUCAUUCAAAGUGUCUUUUGGACGGAUUACCGGAUGAUUACUCCGUUCAUGGACUUUAUUUGGGCUUAUUAAGACUUUUCUAGCACUCUCAAGAGAAGUGAAGAUCGCACCUGUACUUGUUGACCAAUGACACCUGUUGUCUCCUCUGCGGAAGGGUAACCGCGCGCGAUUUCAGAUAAACGGUGAAACAAACAAACACGGAGGACAUUAAACCUUUUGGAUGACGCAGCUAAGAUGAAAGUGACGGUGAAUUUCGGAAGAACGGGGGUGGUCGUCCCGUGUAAAGUCGACUGGAUGGUGCGGGACUUGAUCGAUCAAGCCACACAAAGAUAUAAGAAGAUAAUCGAACAGGAUGGGGAAUUCCUGGUACAGACACACCAUGUUGAGUAUGUGGAUGGGGGGAUCCUGGACCCGGAUGACAUGCUAACAGACCUGGUCGAAGACAAAGACAAGUUGGUCGCUGUGUAUGAGGAGACAGAGCUCCAGCAGAGGGCGUCGGUGAGUCCCAGGGGGAGUUUGACCUCCUAUCGCUCUAGUCCUGACCCCUCUGAACCUGAGCUGAAUGUCCUGCAGCCCUACGCCGGCAGCGAAAUAGAGGUCAACGCCUACGCCCUCAAAUCAACCACUCCCCUAUCGGUGAGAAGCAGCAGUGACCCCUCCCUUGCCCUGCCCUUGGAUGUAUUUUCACUUGGCCCUGAUGAGAGCAGCGCACCCCGACCAAAAGGAGUCGGCCAUGCAACAACUGUGAAGGGAGGAGUCAUGGACAAACCCAAAGUGGAUGUCCCAAACUCCAGGAGUGGACAAGUCCACACCAGCAGUCUCACACGAAUGGUGAAGAUCUCAGGAGAAGGUGGGCCUCUGGGAAUCAAAGUUAUACCAUACAGUUCUUCACUGAGUGGAAGGACUCUGGGUCUGCAUAUCCGAUCCAUCGAGGAGAACAGCCGCUCUGAACGUGAGGGGCUCUUUCAAGAGGACGAGUGCAUUGUACAGAUCAAUGACACGGAGUUAAUAGACAAGUCCUUCACUGAGUCUCAGGAGGUGUUUCGUCAAGCAAUGUCUUCUACCAUCAUUUGUUUGGAGGUGCUUCCUGUCGCCAAUAAGCUUCGCUAUGAAAAGAGCCUCAUUGGGCAACUCAUCACCAGCACUGAGCCAAACCCAUUGGUCCCGAAGGUUAAGAGCCCAUUCUUGGUCAACAAACUUGGUUCCAAUGCACCAACGCCAUCACCCCUGCCCCCUGCCUCACAGACCCCACCCCUGAAAGAGGAGGAGCUUUUACCUGCAAGACAUCCCCCCAUGGAGACGUACAAUCGCAAAGACACGCCUUCUCCUCCUGUCAGCGCGUCACCCUCCAUGAGAGAUCGUAGUGAGAGUCCCGCCUCCAAAAAGACUCCGGCCCUCUCCACUGUGGUUAAUAUGGUCAGCAAAAAGCCUGGAAAGAAACUGAAGAUCGAUUUGAAGAAAGGUAUGGAGGGCCUCGGUUUCACUGUGGUAACCCGAGACUCAUCUGUUCAUGGUCCAGGACCCAUUCUGGUCAAGAGUAUUUUGCCUCGCGGAGCAGCCGUGAAAGACGGCCGACUCAUGUCAGGAGACCGCAUCCUGGAGGUAAAUGGAGUGGACAUCACUGGACGCACUCAAGAGGAACUGGUUGCUAUGUUGCGAAGCACCAAACUAGGAGAAACUGUGUCUUUGAUAGUUGGACGACAAGAAGAGUUCUUGCCCAGAGAAUUGAAAGGAGAGCCGUCAGGUCCUUUGCUGUCUGAGGAUGGGCGAGAGCAGCUGAUGUUUGAAGUUCCUCUGAGCGACUCCGGCUCAGCAGGUCUCGGGGUCAGUCUGAAGGGAAACAAGUCUCGAGAGACCGGAGAAGACUUGGGCAUCUUCAUCAAGUCAAUCAUCCAUGGAGGGGCGGCAAACAAGGACGGUCGCUUGCAUGUCAACGACCAGCUGAUAGCUGUUAACAGCGAAUCCCUGCUCGGUCGUUCCAACCAUGAUUCCAUGGAAACGCUGCGGCACUCCAUGUCCACUGAGGGUAACCUACGAGGAACCAUCCAAUUGGUGGUUUUGCGAGCUCUGGAGGGAUCACCUGCCCAGGAGAAUCAAGAUGUCAGACAAACUCCUACAAGAAACGACUCUUCUGUCCUGCAUCCAAACAUCAAUCAGACCAACAACUCUGUACCUCCAUCCACCGCAAAGAAUCGUUUAUAUGAUGCUGCUCCUGCUCCAUAUAAACACCAUGGCGGGCGACAGGAACUGCCAGAGAAGGAUUUCGGUGAAGAUUAUUUCCCUCCUCCACCAUCUGAUCUUGACCUGCUGGAAACCAUCUCUCCACGCAAGCAUCAACAAGAUCGGCCUGAGAGGGAGCCUGUCACCCAUAUUAGCCAUCCCGCCAACCAACAAUAUCCACAACGACAGAAACUGCCAGAUUACUCGACGUCGAAGACUUCCAAGAGUAUGGAUUUAGUGGAAGAUGAGAGUAACAUGGCGUCUAUUCAAGGACAGAGACCUGAACCCCUCUCCUCUAACGGGAUGGCACUUGGGCCCACUCUGGGUCUGCAGAAGUCCAGUUCUCUGGAGAGUCUCCAGACAGCGAUGGAGGACGUCAGUAAAGACGAGGUUCCCUUCCACCGUCCACGCGCUCAUAUGGUGAGAGGCCGCGGCUGCAACCUCAGCUUUCGCCAUGCCAUCGACAAAUCCUACGACGGACCCUCCGAACCUGAGGACGAUGACUCUGAGGAAGACUCCGGAAGAGACACGCCUGCCAGCGGCUCCUCUCGACAGGAACUGGAUGAUGACAAGAAGGCAAAGAAAAAGAAAGCCAAAAAGAAGAAAGAGAAAAAGAGCAAAAAGAAGGCCGAGCCCGAAGACCUGGAGAAAAAGACCAAGAAAAAAGGAUUUGGUUUGUUGAGCUUGGAGCCCCAGUCUGACCUCAGAUCAGUGCAGAGGAAUAUAUUUGGGAGAAAAAACAAAGAGGAAAAGGCCAAAGCCAAGGCGAAACAACUGGGAGCUUUGAGCGAAGAGGAGGUGGACAAGAGUGAAUCUGAACUGUUUCUGUCAAAGAGUGAAAGGAACAGCCCCGCUCAUGAACGCGCAACCUUCCCAGAUGUUGAAGAUGAUGACCUGGAUCCCAACUACGCUCGCAUCAACAAUUUUAGAGAACCCCCGUCCUUUGGUCACUCCCCUUACCCGCCUGGAACUCCCACCCAUAACUACUCUCAGCCUGCUGGCCCCGCCCCAAACAGGGAGUUGCCCGAUGAGGAUGCACUAAAUGGGCUAUACGCAAAAGUGAACAAGCAAAGACCCGCCCCUUCAAAGAUUGACAGUAAUGAAGAACGAUUGCAGCAAAUCAGAAAUCAGCUUCAGCAGGUGAGACCCGCCCCAUCCUAUGAUGAUCUGACCACACGCAGACGACAGGAGUACGACCCAUCACGAAUCAGAGGACCUGAUCCUCAACUGGUUCCAAGAUACAACAACGAAGAUCGCCUCUAUGCCACUGUGCCCAAGAGAAUGCCAGUGGAGGACUUCCCCAACCAGAACUGGGCCAACCAGAGAGAUCUGGGCAAUUACCCGAACCCCACUUAUGAGUACCCAAAUCAAGAGGCCUAUCAAGACAACUAUCCUCUGCGCUCAACCCGUUUACCUGUACCCAGAUACACAGAGGGUGCCGGUGGUACAUACCCCACCCCUCCAAUGCCACAGAGGGGUCCUCUGAGACAGGAUGUCCCUCCCUCGCCCAAUCCUGGUGCCAGAGGGCCACCGCGAUAUGAAACGUUAAAUCAGGGGAACUAUCGGACGGCGAGUCCUGAUCGCUAUGGUGCGUACGGCGAUGAACAAUACCAAGACCCCAGACAGAAGAACCCCAUGAUUGGUGCUGUCUAGAAAAGGAAGAAUUAGGUUUGCGUUCUCACCAAAACAUGUCCAAGUCACGUUUCAGCCCAAAAUCAAUCAAAUAAAAAUAUAUAUUUUGCAUAAAGAUAAUGAUGGCUAUAUUAUUAACAUUUGUAUUUAUUGUAUUGUGACAUUAUUUCAUGAUUUAAAGGCAAAUUCUUGCUCAAAAUUGUCAUUACCUUAAUGUCUUUUUGAGUUUUUGUUUUUUUUGUUUUGUAAUUCUAGUACUGUUUUUAUAUAUAUAUAUAUCAGUGUAACUUAAAAGCAGUACAACAAAUAUAUUUUCUCGCUUUGCAGUAAUAAGUAUUUGAUUUUUUGUAUUACGGUAAUGAGAAUUGGGGGAAGUUUGCUUGGAUGUCAUGAAAGUAAUGUCACAAUGCAAAGAAAUCCUAAUGAUCUUGUUACAUUGUGACUAUUUUUAUUACAUUUAAGCACAUUAUCAUUACCAUUAUGCAUCGAGACGAUUUACUCAUUUCAUUCUCAUUUCUAAUUAUUUUAUUUCAAUCAGCUUAACUUAAAGGCAGUACAAUACAUACUACCAUGAUAACCAUAUAAAUAACGAUUUACGAUUUAAAUAUACGAUUACUUUUUUGCAUUGAAGUCAUAUAUUUUAUUAUUAUUAUUAUUAUUAUAUAUUAUUUUGCAUUACAGUUAAAAAAAAAUGGUGGGGGUGGGGGGCUUAAUUGUCAUGAAAAUAAUGUAACAAUGCAAAAAAUUAAUUUUUUAUUAUAAUCAAACACAUUUUUGCACGAAAUGAUCAUUACCACUUUAUCACAUUACGUUUGAGGGUUUUUAUUCUAAAUGGUGAUUCUCAUUACAUUCUCUUUACUGUAAUGCAGUCAUUUUGUACUUUUUUAUUUUAUUUUAUUAUUAUUAUUUUUUAAUCAGCAUUACUCAAAGGCAGUACAAAAAUAUUUCCAUCAUGUAUAAACGUAAAAAAAUUAAUUUAUUCAAACUAAGAUUUUUGUAUUUUUUAAUAAUAAUAAUGAGAAUUGUGGAUAAAUGUGCUUUAUUGUCAUGAAAGUAAUGUAACAAUGCAAAAAUUACUUUAUGAUCUUAAAAAUGGCUUUUAUUACAAUUAAACACAUUUUUGCACAAAAUGAUCACUACCAUCUUAGAUUACUUUUGAGGGUUUUUUAAGUUCUCAAUAGUGAUCCUGAUUAGAUACCAAGAAUGCUUUUUAUUAUUAUAAUUAUAAUUUUUUCUAAUAUUUAUUGCAUUACAGUAAUGAGAAUUGUGGAUAAAUGUGCUUAAUUGUCAUAAAAAUAAGCAGUAUUUUCUUUAAGCAAAAUAUAAUUAGUUUUUUCUUUUAUUUUUGGGGUGAAAUAUGGCCCGGAUAUGUUUUUGACAGGUUUUGUGAGAUUCCCCCUCAUAUCAGAUGCCCCGAUUCUUUUAACUUUUUCAUUUGGAGACCGUAAAGGAACAAUCUGAUUAAACUCCUUUUAAUAAAUGUGUAUGAAUGUGCAUGUUAUAUCCAUGAAUUACUUACAGUAGUUCUCUUAACAUCAGUUUGAUUCCCCGUAUACACUCGUCUCAGUUCUGUUUGCGCAUUCACUUGUACAGAUGCAGGAAUGCUUGUACGGUUUGUAUAUAUGUAUGUUUUGCUAGUAUUUAAUUCAUGAUACCACACAAACGUGUUGAUGAUAUUCCACCGUUGUUGGUAUGGACAUUUGUACCUCUUAUUUCUUCUUAUUAUUGAUGUAUCCAUUGUCUUACAAUAGUAUCCAAAAAUGCCUACUUGUUUUACGGUUUUCUCCAGAGCAUAUAUAUUUGGGUGCCUUAUGCUAGCUUGGGGAAGUUUUUAAAUGUGGAGAAAUUUACAUUCAGGUUACUCGUCCAAAUUGAGUUUUGUUGUGGUGAUGAUUUAUACUGUAUUUUGGAUCUUUCUGUAUUUGUAUUGAAUUUGAUUAACUUUGUAUUCUUUUCUGAUUCCUGUUAUCCCAAAACGCUCUGUUAACGUUGCAGUUGCGGUUGUUUUUAUUCUAUGAAGAAACUCUACACUUUCAAGAGUGGUUUCCCUUGCGAGGUUCAAAGAUAUUCUUUCCCACACCUCCCUCCUCAAUUUAUCUUUCCAAGGCUGUUCUGAGGCCCAAAAACAACGAAACGGGCGGAACACAAGGUUAGACAAAUAGCUGAUCCCAUGUCAAAGCCUCUCCGUGUUGUGACUUUUGUUGUCAAUGUUUUAACGUUCCUGCCAUUUGUUUUCCCUCUAUUGCUGGUAACCGUCUCUUUUCGUCUUUAUCGUAACGCUGCGAUGUGUCGUUUGAAACGCUGCACCCUAGAUGCAAUAUACUUUAAUACCGCUUUUCCCCAAAGCUCUCAUAUUGCACAAUCUUUGUAGUAGUUGGAUCAGCAGUGCUUUAAAACAUGACUCCCUGAUGUCCUUGGUAUGUAAAAUUAUCUGUGUUUAUGAUAGUUAGAAAGCAGCACUGAGAGUCAAAACAGGAUCCCUCAAGAAUCAGCUCAAACUCAAUACUUUUUUGCAGAAUGCCACUUUUAGUUUUUGCACAUACAUGUAAACUUGAUGCCUAAUAAAGGAGUUUAUUUAAGCGAGAUCUGUCUGACACUGUUUAUGAGAGCUCUGAGAAGCAUAUGCGAGUGUGAUUUAAAGUGGUGUGACAAUUUUGUGUUUUUCUUGUUACUGAAAUCUUUUUUUUUAUGGUAUUUUUUAUAUCACAUUUUUCUUUAAAUGGAAAAUCCACUGUAUGUUAUGUUAAUUUAGUUUGAUUUGAAUGGUUUUAUGGAAUAAUUUUGUAGUUGCCACUAAAUAACUUAACUGAUUCAUUUGCAGGAAGUUUAUCUUAAUACUUUUUAGUGAAAGAAAAUGUGUUGAUUUGUAUGUAAUUCAACAAAUUGAAAAAGUCUAAAGUUUUACGAAGUUUUUUAAAUCAAGAUCCUUGGUUGUGAAAUCAGAUAUCAUGGAUGUACAUCACAAAUUAAUGUUGUCUUUGUGGUUUUUAUACUUUAUUCUUUAUUAUUAUAAUCAUUAUUAUUUUAAAGCAGGGCUUUUAUUUUAUUUUUUACAAAAAUGUUCAAUGUAAACAACUUAAGCAUUCCAAAAUAGAUGUUCUAGAUUUUUUUAUUUUUUUUUGGUAAUAAACUGGUUUUAUGGGUUAUGACGUCAUAUUGAUUAUGCAGUGCAAAUGUGUUUUGUGUCCAUUGUUCUCUUGUACAGUGUUACAGCUCCAUA
Molecule: messenger RNA, 7142 nt
Organism: Xyrauchen texanus (razorback sucker)
Lineage: Eukaryota; Metazoa; Chordata; Actinopteri; Cypriniformes; Catostomidae
Gene: pard3ba
Product: par-3 family cell polarity regulator beta a
Exons: 24
Coding region: 305-3943 (1212 amino acids)
Biological process (GO): establishment of centrosome localization; microtubule cytoskeleton organization; establishment or maintenance of epithelial cell apical/basal polarity
Cellular component (GO): cell cortex; apical plasma membrane; adherens junction
Molecular function (GO): protein binding; phosphatidylinositol binding
Source: RefSeq, a predicted model, not a curated record